Aspergillus ibericus CBS 121593 is the source of this 956-nucleotide messenger RNA. RefSeq lists its product as uncharacterized. Bases 1 to 804 code for a protein of 267 amino acids. The record is from RefSeq and is a predicted model, not a curated record. NCBI's taxonomy places the organism in Eukaryota, Fungi, Ascomycota, Eurotiomycetes, Eurotiales, Aspergillaceae. The transcript is spliced from 2 exons.
AUGUACCUCAAUAGCACAGUGGAUGAUGAUGAUGUUGAUGAUCCAGCAUAUCACUCCGUCGGAGAGGCGGCUCUCGAGAAACGUGUGUUCGAAUCCAUGACCCUUGCUCGAAUUCGUGAAUACCUUCCACAACAAACAGACCCGAACACCGUAGACACGUAUUUCGGGAACCCCACGGGACUUAUACAGUUCGUCGGCAAGAAAAGUACAGAUGCUUCUGUUGCUCGACAGACGGAAUUCGGAAGUGCUCCCUUCCAAAUUGGCACCGAUGGCCUAGUCGGCUGUACCAUUGUCACCGUGGUGUCUAAGAGAGCGGUCUACAUGGGACAUUAUUGGGAAGAGGAAAGUUGGUCAAGCAACUAUUAUUUCCCGAGACGCGUCCUCAACUUUAUUGCGGGUCGUCAACCGCAACAGGGCAUCGGCCCAGCCUUCAACCCAGCACUGUUCAACCGCCCGGAUGACGACACGCGGGUAUAUAUUAUGCAUCCCCGAAGAGGGAUAAGGGUAUAUACCUCCGCGAUCUAUCGAGGCAAGUUGACCCAAUUGAGAACCUUGUUCAACCAGAAUCUUCUGCCCGGAGUGCCAAUCGCUACAUGGAUGUAUAUACCCGUCAACCCCAGGCGGGGCCAGCCCGACCCCAUUGCCGAUCAGCCAUGGAGACGACACGCUAUAUUUCAAUAUGACCCGAAUGCCCAUGGUGCGGGAAAUCGAGGAUGGAGGCUAUUUUAUGAAGAUCACUAUUUCGAUGAUACGAAUCCGCCACCGGGGCCUGCGUCGGCCAAUGGGAUUCCUGAUUUGCCGUGAUCGAUCGUGGCCCUGUGUAUUUUUCGUGGAUAUAGGGAUGGUUGCACUGGGCUGUAUGUUGGGUAACAUUGGCUGUUUUGAAUUCGUGCUAUUGGAUGGUUAUCGUUAAUCUAGAUACCUCUAUACUGUAUGCAUGCAUCCGCUUUAGAUAG